Molecule: messenger RNA, 5287 nt
Organism: Gasterosteus aculeatus aculeatus (three-spined stickleback)
Lineage: Eukaryota; Metazoa; Chordata; Actinopteri; Perciformes; Gasterosteidae
Product: aryl hydrocarbon receptor
Biological process (GO): regulation of transcription by RNA polymerase II; response to xenobiotic stimulus; xenobiotic metabolic process
Cellular component (GO): nucleus; aryl hydrocarbon receptor complex
Molecular function (GO): transcription cis-regulatory region binding; nuclear receptor activity; protein dimerization activity
Source: RefSeq, a predicted model, not a curated record
GUUUAUCGAAGGAAGGCGGGUGGGUGGAACUUCGGGUGAAUUCUGCGCCAAACGUUUUUAAAAUUUCCCACCCCCCCACCACACACUUCAUCCAAAACCUGACGAGUUUCUAUUUGCACGACCGCGUGGAGCUCCCCCUCAACGCACCACCGACCCAAGGUCAGCCGCGGUGUCCGCCCACGGGAACUCAAACCUCCGCAGACCCCGGGCAGGCUUCCUCCUGCUGCGCCCUUCUCCUUCCUCCCGACAUGGCAGUUUGACUCACCGGGUGAAAUAAUAGCCAAGUGACCGAGCACACGGACUCCCCGCACCCGCUCGCCUCUGCACACGGAGGAAGAAACGAACCGCCGCGGAGGGGAUUAGCCGAACGAGCGUCUGCCCCGAAUGUCAAGUUUUGCGAUCGUUGAAAAAAACAAGUGACACCAUGUUGGGAAACCCGGGGUCUUACGCCAAUAAGAAGAGGAAGAAGCCUGUUCUCAAACAAAAAAAGGUUUCGGACGGCAAUGACGUCGUCAAAUCGAACCCGUCAAAGCGCCACCGCGAUCGUCUGAAUGGCGAGCUGGACCGGCUCACUGACCUCCUGCCCUUCCUGGGGGACGUUCGCUCCCGCCUGGACAAGCUGUCGGUGCUGCGCCUGAGCGUGGGUUACCUGCGGGUCAAAGGCUACUUCAAAGCGACUAUGAGCACGAGCAGCAGUGCCAUGUUCUCCGGAGUGUCCAACGGGGACGGCACGGACACCACUGGCUUCUCCGAGGGGGAACUACUGCUCCAGGCGUUGAACGGGUUUGUGAUGGUGGUCACGUCAGACGGUUUGGUGUUCUACGUCUCCUCCACCGUCAAGGACUACCUGGGCUUCCAUCAGUCGGAUGUGGUUCAUCAGAGCGUGUUCGAGCUCAUCCACACCGAUGACCGGGCGCUGUUCAGGCAGCAGCUUCACUUCGCUCUGAACCCCCCGUCUGCUGCCGCAGGCGGAGACGCGCCGCGGAGCGCCGGCAGCGCGGUGGUGUACAGCCCCGAGCAGCUUCCCCCGGAGAACUCGUCCUUCCUGGAGAGGAGCUUCGUGUGUCGCUUCCGCUGCCUCCUGGACAACUCCUCCGGCUUCCUGGCUCUGAAGUUCCAGGGGCGACUGAAGUACCUCCACGGCCAGAAGGUUUCCAACGGCAACGGGAUCAAACCUCAGCUGGCGCUCUUCAGCAUCGCCGUGCCCGUCCAGCCUCCGACCAUCGUGGAGAUCCGAGCCAAAAUGCUCCUGUUUCAGACCAAGCACACGCUGGACUUCACUCCCCUGGGGGUCGACAGCAGGGGGAAGAUCAUUCUGGGAUAUUCAGAGAUGGAACUGUGUAUGAAAGGCUCCGGCUACCAGUUCAUCCACGCAGCCGACAUGAUGCACUGCGCCGACAACCACCUCCGCAUGAUUAAAACAGGAGAGAGCGGCCUGACGGUGUUCAGGCUCCUGACUAAGUCGGGCGGCUGGGUGUGGGUGAAGUCCAACGCCAAGCUGAUCUUCAAAGGAGGAAGACCUGAAUUCAUCAUCGCAUAUCAGAGAGCUUUAGUCAACGCGGAGGGCGAGGAGUUUCUGCGUCAAAGGAGGCUGCAGCUUCCCUUCAGCUUCACCACGGGGGAGGGCGUCCUCUACAACACCGGCCCCGCGGUGGACGUCGCGCACUUCCAGUUCAACAACAUGUUCACGGACGUGAGCGAGAUGAAGAAGGACGUGACCCCCGGCUCGCUGCUGGACUGCUUCCUGAGUCAGGAUCAGACGCUCUACACGCAGACGCCGGACACCCCUCUGCCCGUGGAUCAGGUGUUCAUGGACAGCGAGGCGCUGGUCACCAUGGGCACCAGCAACCUGGUCGUCGUGAAGGAGGAGGCCAAGCAGUCGGCGAUGGCUGUGCUCGACAACCUGGAAAAAAUGUUGGAAGAGGGCGACUUCUGCAGCACGUUGCAGAAUCUGGACGUCAGCGACGUGCAGCUGAUGGAGUGGGAGAAUGUCCUCAAGAGAUGCGGUCAGGAUGGAGAUCAGCAGAGCGCCGUCAAGUCCGAGCUGGACAGCGUCCUCACCGACGACAUCUUCGACUUCAUCGAUACCGUUGUGUUCAAGGACCAACACAAUGGUCUCCAGGACAGCUCUCCCAGCAGCAGUCAGCAGAACCCCUUCACGCAGGCCGGGCUCAGAGAGCCUCGGCUGUUUGAGGCGCCGAGCGCCGAUCGGAUUUACUCCCCAACGAAUGGUCUCUGCGCUCGCCAGCAGGAGGCGAUGAACGGCCCGCCGCUGGCAGAGUCCGCUCAGAUGUUCACCCAGAAGCUCUCCCACCUCCACCCCGACCUGCCUGCUGCGCAGCAGCUGCAGCUCCAGGACAUCUUCAGCCCGUCCAUAGAGCUCCCGGAGCUCACCGUGCCAGACUCCCUGGCCUCCCCUCCAUCCUGUGGGCGGGCCCCCGCUGGCCACGUGGGAUGCCCUCAGACCCAGUCCGCCCGUCCUCUGCGGUGUCCUCCUGCGAUGGCACCGAGCCGACAACUGCUGCAGGGCUCCGCCCGGCAGCCCAGCGGCGCUGCGCCCGCGGUCAUGGACAUGGUGCCCCACCUGAUUCCUUGCGAUGCCUUCGAUUCCAUCAGCGCACCUGACAUUCGCAGCCCCUUUGUCGCGGCGCGUCCGCGAGGAAGCCCCUCGUUCGAACCCCACGGCCAGCAGGUCCGUCAGUGCCCGCAGAGCCGGCAGCAGGCGGCGCCUCCUCAAGUCGGCAUCGUGCACAACGGACAGAAUCCCGAGAAGCAAGCGCGCCUGUGGCCCGGCGCCGCGGCGGGACUCACCCACGCCCAGCAGGGGGCGCUGGCGUGCGGCCAGGCGGCCGCUCACAGCAGCUGCAUGUUCGACCAGCACUUUUCCACCGGCCCGGCGGGAGGCGACGUCCUGGCUGCGUCCGGUUCUUUGGGCCCGAGGGGGGGCGAGGCGUCCGUGGAUCUGAGUCCUCCUCAAGGGUCCUGCUACUACCAGUGGAGCCGCGGUGCGCCCGUGGUGGGCACGUCCCCCAUCAGCCAGCAGCAGGCCGGCAUCGGCCCGCCCAACGUGGGGCCCAUUCAGCGCUACCGGGACGACCGAGUCUCUGCUGAACUCACCGGCAUGUUUGCCCCCCCUGCCCGGAACGUAGCCAUGUACCCGACGGAGUAGAGUCAAGCCACGUUCAUAUUUGUGCCACAACAAGUCCCGGAGAAGGACAAAAGUCAGUAUAGCCGGCCUGUAUCAGCGCUUCACAGACUCUCAUGCUUACUCUCAUUGUCCUGAUGUUUUAUAUCGCUCUGUAUCAUUUAUACUCUGUCCAGUCUGUAAUGUUUAAAAGCUGUGCUCGUCAGUUAGUGAGUGAAGAUACACUAUAGUAAUAAUGAAGUAUAAGGCCACAAGUGCGUUUACCAGGACGGAGCUUGAGCCAGCGAGGACGGGACAAGUGAAUCCAAGCAGCCAAAGAAAUAGGUUUUUAUAAGGGAAACCGGCAGUCGCGUCAUUUUCAGGCGGGGACGUUCAUUCGUGUCCCAAUUGUGGACACCGAAAAUAGAGACAGCGGAACAGUUUUCUUAACUGUAUUUUUUAUAUGAUGAUUUUAAACUCUGACAACGACCUUUCCAAAAGAUGUCGUCGUCAUCUUUGUAAAAAAGAAACAGUGACAACAAAUCACUCAAAGUGAUUUCUACCUGAAAGCACAGCUGUAACGUCAAUGUGAUAUAAUUACAGGUUACGUAAUCUGUAUAUUUUAAAUGAAAUGUGGUCGAUAUAAGUACCAUCGAAGCGUUCUUUAUACCAAAAGGCUUUGCUCGCAGUGAGGACCCCCCCCUCUGACGUUCCUAAGCUGCCUGGGCAGCAGGUUUUGGGGUUUGUCAGUUUUUUAGAAACCGAAAAUAAGCGUAGGUGCAGUUGAGUCCAUCUUAUUAUAUUCAGCUAUGGAACUAACCGUAAACUGGAAGUGCCAUGGCGCCGAGCCUUAAGAAAUCACAGACCCCCCCACUGUAACAUGCACUUAUCUCCAGAGACCUAAAUGAUCUCCAGUUGUUUCCACGUCCGGCAAAACCUGGAGGUGGUUUUAGGAAAAGCUUGGCUCUUAAGUCGCCGCGUCGUUGCAUCGGACAACGCCUCAGAAAGAUGAACCAAUGAUGCCUUCAGGUGCUGCUCAGUCAAAACAGCGUCACAUCAAACGGAAUGCUAAAACUCCAGUAGGUAACAGGCAACAGGUGAACCCCUCCCCCCAGGUACCAACGUCCUCCGGAGGUCUGCACUUCUGAAUGGACUUCUGAUCCUCCGGAAUAGGAACACGCUAAAACGUUUAUUCACCCCAACAUGAGCUGAUAUGAAAACAUGAGCAUUCACUUUUCCUUGUGCCUUUAUUUCUGCAGCUGGCAGCUUAGAACGUAUCUUCUUGUCAAUGUAUCCGUGCCUUGUUGUAUAUGGAAAUCCUCUUUGUGAGGCCAUCCUGUGGAGCUGCUCUGACAUAAGGGAAGCCGUAGGAGAUGCAGUAUGUGAAGGUUUUAUCCCUAAGUGUAUUUCAAGGCCCUUAAACUAAACGUCCAAUGGGAACAAGGGAACCCGUCUCUGUGGAGAUGGGAGGACGUGUCCCAUUGAUGAGGGGACUGGUCCAGCAAUGCAUUCUGCUCACAUUCACCUGCUUCUGCUCUUCGGCGUGGCUCCGUCACAUCUGCUCUUCAUUCCAGAUGUUUGUUUCUCCCACACUACAAGCAGUGGUUUGGGUUGAACCUGAGUGGGGAAGCAUGGCAGCUUUAUCGUAGUCCAGCUGUAUUGUGGGAAAUCACUCAGUAUUCAACCUUCUCCGGAGAAAUCUGGUUGUUUUGGGAAAUAGCUUUGGGUAAAAUCCCUCAAAUCUUCAAGAGAAUUCUAAAGUCUGGGAGGACAGAUGUACUACGCCCCCCCCCCCCCCCCGCCCUGACUGAGGAUCUCAGUCCACGGAGCCUUUCAGCAAGCCAGCAAACAAAUGCCUUUGGUGAUGAACACAGACACGUGAUGCCUGUAGCCACUACGAAAGGAAACGCAGGAGCCAGAUGUUUUAUUCCCAGCUGUGUCGUAACGCUAACAUGUGCCUUGCCAUAUUCCUGUUUUUUUUGUAAAAGAAAAACAAGUGCAUAAUCCACUUAUAUUUAGCCAAGUAGUUAUAGUAUCUAUAUCAUAAUAUAUGUUGAACAAAUAACCAGCCUUUGUUUACUGUUGAAUGCUUUUUCAUAUAUACGUGUGCAAUGAUUACAACUGUCUGGCUCAUUUGUUUAUAAAAAUCAAUGUUUAAGAGCA